This is a messenger RNA of Eucalyptus grandis, 3026 nucleotides long. RefSeq names its product auxin efflux carrier component 4. The coding region runs from base 268 to 2241 and encodes 657 amino acids. The record is from RefSeq and is a predicted model, not a curated record. Gene Ontology annotation, biological process: auxin export across the plasma membrane; auxin polar transport. Lineage: Eukaryota; Viridiplantae; Streptophyta; Magnoliopsida; Myrtales; Myrtaceae. Gene Ontology annotation, molecular function: auxin efflux transmembrane transporter activity. The transcript has 6 exons. Gene Ontology annotation, cellular component: endoplasmic reticulum; plasma membrane.
UCCAUACUUGCGAAAAAUUCACCUAAAGACUCGCCUUCUCUCUCCUCUCUCCUCUCUCCUGUCAUCAGCAAAAUCAGAAAUUGUUGCAGAAAACACCGUCACUCGCGCUCUGCUGCUACUGAAGAAGAGAAAGAAAGGAGACCCAGUACCAUUAUCCAUCCUCUCGCAGGUAGUUACUCAACGGUUAUUGGCCCCCCGGCUUUCCCCAUUUUGCCCCUCCCCUCCCCCCCUCCCCGGCGGCGGCGAAGAAGAAGAAGAACCGCCACCAUGAUCACGUGGCACGACCUCUACACCGUCCUGUCGGCGGUCGUCCCCCUCUACGUCGCCAUGAUCCUGGCCUACGGCUCGGUGCGGUGGUGGAAGAUCUUCUCCCCCGACCAGUGCUCCGGCAUCAACCGCUUCGUCGCCAUCUUCGCCGUCCCCCUCCUCUCCUUCCACUUCAUCGCCAAGAACGACAUCUACGCCAUGAACCUCCGCUUCAUCGCCGCCGACACCCUCCAGAAGCUCAUCAUGCUCGCCGUCCUCGCCCUCUGGGCCAACUUCACCCGCAACGGCUCCCUCGAGUGGAUGAUCACCAUCUUCUCCCUCUCCACCCUCCCCAACACCCUCGUCAUGGGCAUCCCCCUCCUCGAGGCCAUGUACGGCCCCGGCGCCUCCAAGCGCGACGACGCCGGCGGCCUCAUGGUCCAGGUCGUCGUCCUCCAGUGCAUCAUCUGGUACACCCUCCUCCUCUUCCUCUUCGAGUACCGCGGCGCCAAGAUCCUCAUCAUGGAGCAGUUCCCGGAGACCGCCGCCUCCAUCGUCUCCUUCAAGGUCGAGUCCGACGUCGUCUCCCUCGACGGUCGCGACUUCCUCGAGACCGACGCUGAGAUCGGCGACGACGGCAAGCUCCACGUCACCCUCAGGAAGUCCAACGCCUCCAGGCGGUCCCUCGGCCCCGGCUCCUUCUCCGGGCUGACCCCGAGGCCCUCGAACCUCACCGGCGCCGAGAUUUACAGCCUGAGCUCGUCCCGGAACCCGACCCCGAGGGGUUCCAACUUCAACCAGUCGGACUUCUACUCCAUGAUGGGGUUCGCCCCGAGGCGGUCCAACUUCGGGUCCGCCGAUCUGUACUCUGUCCAGUCGUCCCGUGGCCCGACCCCGAGGCCAUCGAAUUUCGAGGAGAACUCUGCGGCAAUGGCACAGUCCGUGCCGUCUCCAAGAUUCGGGUUCUACCCGUCACAGACGGUUCCGACAGCAUACCCGGCUCCGAAUCCAGAAAUCGCAUCCGCUUUCACCAAAAACAGCAAGAACGCGCCACAGCAUUUGCAGCCAAAGCAGGAAGGAAAAGCCAACCACGACGCCAAGGAGCUCCACAUGUUCGUGUGGAGCUCCAGCGCGUCGCCGGUGUCCGAAGGAGGCGGGCACCACGUGUUCGGGGGGACCGAACUCGGAGCGUCGGAGCAAUCCGGACGGUCCGAUCAGGGCGCCAAGGAGAUCCGCAUGAUCGUCGCUGACCACCCACCCAAUGGCGAAACCAAAGCGGUUGCGGAAGCCGAGGGCUUGGGCGGGGGGGAUGACUUCAGCUUUGGUGGGAAAGGCGGGGAGGGCGACGAGGAGAGGGAGAACAAGGAGGGCCCCACCGGGCUGACCAAGCUGGGGUCGAGCUCCACGGCGGAGCUGCACCCGAAGGCCGCGGGUGCGGCGGAGCAGCUGGGGGUCGGCGGCGGUGCCGGCGGCGAGGGCGGGAAGCAUAUGCCCCCGGCGAAAGUCAUGACCCGCCUUAUCCUCAUCAUGGUGUGGCGCAAGCUCAUCCGCAACCCCAACACCUACUCCAGCCUCAUCGGCCUCACGUGGUCCCUCAUCGCUUUCCGGUGGAACGUGACAAUGCCGGUGAUAAUAAACGAGUCGAUCGAGAUACUGUCCCGUGCCGGGCUGGGAAUGGCUAUGUUCAGCUUAGGUCUGUUCAUGGCUUUGCAGCCCAAGAUCAUUGCGUGCGGGAACUCGGUCGCCUCGUUUGCCAUGGCAGUGAGGUUCCUCACUGGCCCGGCCGUGAUGGCCGCUGCUUCGAUCGCCAUCGGCUUGCACGGGAGACUCCUUCACAUCGCCAUUGUCCAGGCUGCUCUUCCGCAAGGCAUCGUGCCCUUCGUGUUCGCCAAAGAGUACAACGUCCAUCCAGCCAUUCUUAGCACAGGGGUGAUUUUCGGGAUGUUGAUAGCACUGCCGAUUACCCUAGUGUACUACAUCCUUCUCGGGCUGUGAGCUUUCCUCGUCAGGCUCGAAUCCACUGACUUUUAGAUUGAGGAGCAAAAGGAGGAAGGGCAGCAAACACUAAAAUACUGAGUAUGAUGCAUCUUAACAUGAGGAAUUCCCGGAGGAGGAAGAAGAACGGAAGAUUCCCAGCAUGCUUGGAAGCAAAGAAUAUAGCUUUGACCCUAAUACCAGGAUUGAUGCCUUCCCCCAAAAGGCCAGACGAGUCUUUUACCUAAUUCUUGAAGACCCUCUUGAAGAAAACGCCUCCAAAGCUCGGCCUGCUUGAAGGAGACAUGGAGGAGGGAAAGAAGGAAAGGAAAAAAUCGAUAAGCGGAGUCAAUCAAUCAUUAUCUUUUUUUUUUUUUUUGCUUUUUUGAAAGAAGUUCUUCUCUCCAGGCUAGGAGAACGACAAAAACGAUGAAUCGAUUGUUAGUUUAAAUCAAAAGAAGAUGAGAGGAGGGGGGAAUUUAGUUUCUUUAUCCCUGUUAACCUCUUUUUUAAUUUUUCUUCGUUGUGUUUUUGGUAUCUAGCGGUGUUGUUCCGUUGUCCGUAGAUCAGGCAAUUAUUUGCGCUUGUCGUGUUUCUGGCCUAUUUCCUUUUUUUAUUUAUUUAUGGUUGUAGUGUUCUUUUACUUCAGACAUCGUGUGCACGAUGAAAAGGGGGUGGUGCUGGAUUUGUGGGCAGUAGUAGGGAGCCAUUUGAGCUUAAGCUUUUGUUAAUGAUGAGAUGACGUUUUGCUUUUCUUGUAAGAACAAAGUCGUGUGGUGCAACGUCGAUGUAAGUGUUUUUUCUUU